Molecule: messenger RNA, 976 nt
Organism: Armigeres subalbatus
Lineage: Eukaryota; Metazoa; Arthropoda; Insecta; Diptera; Culicidae
Product: serine protease 1-like
Exons: 3
Coding region: 10-921 (303 amino acids)
Biological process (GO): proteolysis
Molecular function (GO): serine-type endopeptidase activity
Source: RefSeq, a predicted model, not a curated record
ACGUUCAAAAUGCGUAGCUUGAUGAAUCUUUUAGUGUUAUCGUGCGCGAUCACAUGUAUCGUGGCCAUCGCCAGUACUGAUUUUGAUCCGACAACGAUCGAUUGGAGCACUAUUCGGACCGUCCAAGAAACGGAUAAAUACCGAGCAAGACUCGGUCUGCCACCACUAAGUGAUGAUGAUAUUCGCCAAUCCAGAAUUUCCGGCGGGACCAUUGCGUCCCCAACUGAUAUUCCAUGGGCCGUUGCAAUUUUCAUUCAUGGUGGAACCUCCGGACAUGGAUUCUGCAGUGGUGUUCUGAUUUCCAAGCGUUUUGUGCUGACGGCUGCUGUUUGCAUUUCUGGCGAAAGCACCCUAACCGUAGCCUUGAACUCCACGGAUAUGAUGAGUGUCGGAACGUUGAUCGCCGUAUCGCACAUCAAUCCACAUCCAAACUACAGCUGGCUUCUGGGUCGGGAUGAUAUUGCACUGCUCACAUUGAGCCGAGACGCACCGGUGGAUGACGUGACCAUUCGACCAGUUCAAAUGCCGCGCCGUUCCGAUGUUGGCAUGAGCUUCGUCGAUUGGUCGGCCACGACAGCUGGUUGGGGUAACACGGGCAACCGAGACAAUGAACCCAUUCCAACACAGCACUUGCAGUUUGCCACGGAUAGCGUUACAUCGAACUUGCUUUGUCAGCUAUCAUACACUUGGGUCCGGAGUACACAUAUCUGCGUGGCGACAAACAAUGGAGGACCUUGCAAUGGAGAUGAAGGAGGUCCGGUGACAGUCCGCGAGGCGGGUCGCAUCACCCUGAUAGGAAUCCACUCGUUCCAUUUCAACGGAGUUCGUGGCUGUGAUCGAGGACGCUCGUCGGUUAAUACCAGGAUUACGGAAUAUCUUGACUGGAUUGAGGAGAAUUCUGAUGUAGUAAUUCCCGCAUAAUCAGUUGCUUUUAAACGCAUAAACAAAUAAAACAUUUUCCCUAUACAAUUAAACC